Kuraishia capsulata CBS 1993 is the source of this 693-nucleotide messenger RNA. RefSeq lists its product as uncharacterized. Gene Ontology annotation, cellular component: multivesicular body; ESCRT III complex. NCBI's taxonomy places the organism in Eukaryota, Fungi, Ascomycota, Pichiomycetes, Pichiales, Pichiaceae. The record is from RefSeq and is a predicted model, not a curated record. Gene Ontology annotation, biological process: endosome transport via multivesicular body sorting pathway; protein transport; late endosome to vacuole transport. The coding region runs from base 1 to 693 and encodes 230 amino acids. The transcript has a single exon.
AUGCAAGUGUUCGAGUGGAUGUUCGGCAAGAGCCUGACGCCCCAGGAACAGCUCCGCAAGAACCAGAGAGCUCUGGAAAGAACGCAGAGGGAAUUGGAUCGCGAACGGGUCAAAUUGGAACAGCAGGAGAAGAAGAUUAUUCAGGAGAUUAAGAAGUCAGCCAAAGCAAACCAGAUCAAGGCAGUGAAGAUACAAGCCAAAGACCUUAUACGUAUUCGCAAGAACGUUGAGAAGUUCCAGCGUAUGAAAAUCCAGCUUCAGGCAAUUUCGCUACGAAUCCAAACGGUUCGCUCGAACGAACAAAUGGUCCAAUCAAUGAGGUCUGCCACACAGCUUUUGAACUCCAUGAAUAGAUCCAUGAAUCUUCCGCAGUUGCAGAGGAUCACCAUGGAAUUUGAGAAACAGAAUGAUAUAAUGGACCAGAGACAGGAAGUUAUGGACGAUGCCAUUGGCGACAUGAUGGACGGAGAACUGGACGAGGAAGAUGAGGAUGAGGUAGAUGAGGUUGUGGGAAGGGUCAUGGAUGAGAUUGGAAUAGACUUGAACUCUUUGUUGAAGGACACGCCCAGCGGAGUGUCUGUGGAGCCCGUCAAGUCGCAACCCCAGAGGCAGAUGGUUGCACAGGGAGCUGGUGGAGGUGGAGCUGAAGACGAUGAUUUGCAGGCGCGGCUUGAUAGUCUGAAAAGGAAUUGA